CCCCAAGAACUCCUGUACUUGUCACCUCGUUUGGGAGUAGGGAUACUCAUGAUUGCCAUGUGCCUUGCAGGAGACAAUCUGCGAAGGCCCCCCCUUGAGUAUGUAUCCCGGACAGGUUACUUCUGGUUGGCAAAGUUGGGCCUUUUUAGGCCGACAGGGUUUUUAACAGAGCCUCUGUGGCCCGGUGACAUUGUUCUACACUUGGGGCAGCCAGUAGUAUGUCAUCCACAUACUGGAGGAGGCUUACCUCUGUAUGUUCUCGUCGGAGCUCACCUCAGCCCUCACGGACAGCCUCAUCGAAGAUUGCUGGUGGAAUUUUGAACUCUUGUGGCAACCAGGUCCAGGGCGCCUGGCUGCUGCCCUGAGACCCCCCGUAAGAACCUGGCGGUAGACCUUCAGCCGCUCCCUACCUUCAGUCGAGCUGUGAUCCCAAACGGGGUGUGUGAGGGGAAAGGAACUGUCAAUGUCUGCCGCAUUCGUCGUUGGCCGGCCAUCCCGGCCUCGGACCACCCUGUGGAACUCGGUGGUGAAUAGGACCUGGAGAAGUCCUCCCAAGUGGGCUGGUCAAAGGUUCCCUUGGAUGGCCACCCCACAUCAAAGGUUGGCCAUUCGAGGCUGCAAAGCAUACGGAGUCAGCCUGGCUUGACAUGUUGGCUGGUGGAGGAUACAGCAUUCCUGAAAUCGUGAAUAUGGCUGAUUAUGAGAUCUAAUGGGGAGGAGGUGGUUUGCCACAUCUUAAGGACAGAUAUGACAAAAACGCGAGACAAACAGCAACAAUUAACACAGAUGGCAGGCAGUGACUAAUAAAGUUUUUCUGGCGGCUGCGCCCCUUAAGGGGACCUGUACAGGUAAUGAAGAUAAAGACUGAACCUGAAAACAGACCCGACAGACUCACCUCCGCAGAAGGGAGUCCUCUGGGUGAGAGUAGGGCGUCCUCAUCUCACCAGCGCAAGAAUGAAGAGCGCGUCCAACUCGUUCUGUAUGCGCCCCAAACUAUCUCCUCCAGGGGUCGCUGAUUUAACCCGCAUAAUCCCAGAGGAGCCCCCAAAAUGUCAGCUUUCCAAAUGGAGUAGCUCUCGUCAACCUGGGUCUUUCAAAUUACCACCAAUUAAAAAAAAAAUGUUAGAGACAUUUUUCUCCUUGGUUAUGCAACUACCUGCAUGAUAUGCUCCAUUGUGCCUCUUGGCCCACAGCGCCUAAAAUAUUCGCUAUCUGGCCCUUUAUGGAGGAAGGUGGCCAAUCCCUGGCCUAGGGCAGUAGCUGGCAGACAGGGGGCAAUCCGCAAGUGUCAGGUGGAGAAAUCUGUUACCAAACAGAGAAAUGUACGGACAUAGAUUUGCACAAAAAAUACGGAGGCUGAGCCAGCCUAGCGUACCAACGGCAAUCGCAAGGAGGUCGCGUAGCGGGGACGUCCAGUCCACGUUCUCUAACGUUUAGCGCUGCUUGUUUUAUCUUUGCCCACCACCAACACGCGUUCACUUCGUCAUCAUCUGAGGAGGACUGUGCAUCUUUCAGAAGGCGCCGUGCCCUCUGGGUGCGCAGUCUACAAGGCCGAGGCCCCCCCACAGGUCGUGGGCGCUCAUUCCACGCCGCUUGACUGCACGGAAACCACGCGAGCCCCGAGGGGACGCAGUGAAGCCGGCGGGGUGGGGUCCCCCGCCCCAAAGUCUUCCUCACCAAAGCGCUGGGUCGAGCGAAAGACACUAAACGGGAGGAUCUUGUGAAGCUCCAUAAGCCCAGUUCCAUUCCCGCCAAGCCCGUCGCCUCCCGGUUCUAACGCCGAGGAAGAUGUGACCGGCGCCACGGCCCGGGAGCCUCCCAGACGCACCUCACCUCGCAGUCUUCUCACCGGAACCUCGCGAGCAGGAAACACAGGCUUUGUCCGGCGGAGAACGCAACUGCCAGGCCUUUCACAGCGGCGACGCCGGUUUCAGAGGACGCCGCGGCGGCGGCUAACGACGGGGCUGGUGGGCGAUCGUGAGGCGCCGGAGGACGUUCCUUGCGGCCGGAGCCAUGGAGAUGCCCCUGCCGCCUGACGACCAGGAGCUUCGAAAUGUCAUCGACAAGCUGGCCCAGUUUGUGGCUCGCAACGGGCCCGAGUUUGAGAAGAUGACGAUGGAGAAGCAAAAGGACAACCCGAAAUUUUCGUUUUUGUUCGGAGGCGAGUUCUACAGUUACUACAAGUGCAAGUUGGCGCUGGAGCAGCAGCAGCUCAUCUGCAAGCAGCAGGCCCCAGAGCUGGAGCCGGCCUCGGCCCUGCCACCCCUGCCGCAGCCCCCGCUGGCCCCUGCUACGCCCAUCCCACCGGCGCAGGGAGCCCCAUCCAUGGACGAGCUCAUCCAGCAGAGCCAGUGGAACCUGCAGCAGCAGGAGCAGCACCUGUUGGCUCUCAGACAGGAGCAGGUGACAGCAGCUGUGGCCCACGCAGUGGAGCAGCAGAUGCAGAAGCUCCUGGAGGAGACCCAGUUGGACAUGAAUGAGUUUGACAACCUGCUGCAACCCAUCAUCGACACAUGUACCAAAGAUGCCAUCUCGGCCGGGAAGAACUGGAUGUUUAGCAACGCCAAGUCGCCCCCUCACUGUGAGCUGAUGGCGGGCCACCUCCGGAACCGCAUCACGGCCGAUGGGGCACACUUCGAGCUGCGGCUGCACCUCAUCUACCUGAUCAACGACGUGCUGCACCACUGGGCCCUGACGCGCGGAAGGUCUCUCCCUCACAGCCAGCGCAAGCAGGCCAGGGAGCUGCUGGCCGCCCUACAGAAAGUCGUGGUGCCCAUCUACUGCACCAGCUUCUUGGCUGUGGAGGAGGACAAGCAGCAGAAGAUCGCCCGGCUCCUGCAGCUCUGGGAGAAGAACGGCUACUUUGACGACUCCAUCAUCCAGCAGCUCCAGAGCCCGGCGCUGGGGCUCGGCCAGUACCAGGCGACCCUCAUCAACGAGUACUCCUCGGUGGUCCAGCCGGUGCAGCUAGCUUUUCAGCAGCAGAUCCAGACCCUCAAGACGCAGCACGAGGAGUUUGUCAACAGCCUGGCCCAGCAGCAGCAGCAACAGCAGCAGCAGCAGCAGCAGCAGCAGCAACAGCAACAGCAGCAGCAGAUCCAAAUGCCACAAAUGGAAGCUGAAGUCAAGGCCACCCCACCGCCGCCUGCCCCGCCUCCAGCCCCCACGCCCGCCCCUGCCAUCCCGCCGACCACCCAGCCUGAUGACGGCAAGCCUCCCAUCCAGAUGCCCGGCUCCUCCGAGUACGACGCCGCGGGAGGAGUCCAGGAUCCCGCCGCUCCCGGCCCCCGGGGCCCUGGGCCCCAUGAUCAGAUCCCGCCUAACAAGCCCCCGUGGUUUGACCAGCCUCAUCCCGUGGCUCCUUGGGGCCAACAGCAGCCUCCCGAGCAGCCCCCCUACCCGCACCACCAGGGCGGGCCGCCCCACUGCCCACCCUGGAACAACAGCCACGAGGGCAUGUGGGGCGAGCAGCGUGGAGACUCCGGCUGGAACGGCCAGCGGGACGCGCCCUGGAGCAGCCAGCCCGACCCCAACUGGAACAGCCAGUUCGAGGGCCCCUGGAACAGCCAGCACGAGCAGCCUCCAUGGGGUGGGGGCCAGCGCGAGCCGCCCUUCCGCAUGCAGCGGCCGCCGCACUUCCGGGGGCCCUUCCCGCCCCACCAGCAGCACCCGCAGUUCAACCAGCCGCCGCAUCCCCACAACUUCAACCGCUUCCCGCCUCGCUUCAUGCAGGACGACUUCCCCCCGCGGCACCCCUUCGAGCGGCCGCCCUACCCCCACCGCUUCGACUACCCCCAGGGGGACUUCCCCGCCGAGAUGGGGCCCCCUCACCACCACCCUGGCCACCGCAUGCCUCAUCCUGGGAUCAACGAGCACCCGCCCUGGGGUGGGCCCCAGCACCCCGACUUCGGCCCUCCUCCCCACGGCUUCAACGGGCAGCCCCCCCACAUGCGGCGACAGGGCCCUCCCCACAUCAACCACGAUGACCCUAGCCUGGUCCCCAACGUGCCCUACUUCGACCUGCCUGCCGGGCUGAUGGCUCCCCUCGUGAAGCUGGAAGACCAUGAGUACAAGCCUUUGGACCCAAAGGACAUCCGCCUCCCACCCCCCAUGCCGCCCAGCGAGAGGCUGCUGGCCGCCGUGGAGGCCUUUUACAGCCCUCCGUCCCACGACAGGCCCAGGAACAGCGAAGGCUGGGAGCAGAACGGGCUUUAUGAGUUCUUCCGAGCAAAAAUGCGGGCACGGCGGAGGAAGGGCCAGGAAAAGCGGAACAGCGGACCCUCACGGUCCCGGAGCAGGUCCAAGAGCCGAGGGCGCUCUUCCUCGCGCUCCAACUCGAGGUCGUCCAAGUCCUCGGGCUCGUACUCCAGGUCCAGAUCGCGCUCCUGCUCCCGCUCCUACUCCCGCUCCCGCUCCAGGAGCCGCAGCCGGUCCCGCUCCUCCCGGAGCCGCUCGCGCUCCCGCUCGCGCUCCCGCUCCAAGUCCUACUCGCCCGGAAGGAGACGCCGGUCGCGGUCCAGGAGCCCCACCCCGCCUUCCUCCGCUGGUCUGGGUUCUAAUUCAGCACCUCCUAUUCCUGAUUCAAGGCUCGGGGAAGAAAACAAAGGACAUCAGAUGCUGGUGAAAAUGGGCUGGAGUGGAUCUGGUGGCCUCGGCGUGAAAGAGCAAGGGAUCCAGGACCCCAUCAAGGGGGGGGACGUCCGGGACAAGUGGGACCAGUACAAGGGCGUGGGCGUGGCCCUGGACGACCCCUACGAGAACUACCGCAGGAACAAGAGCUACUCCUUCAUCGCCCGCAUGAAGGCCAGGGACGAGUGCAAGUAGGCGCUCGCGGCAGGCCAGCUGCCGCCGCCUUCCUGGCGCUCGGCAGUGACAGAUGGUAGGGACAGCUCGGCUCUCACACAGCCUCCACCUCUGGGGACUGACAGAAGAGGAGGAAGACCACAGCAUGCCUAGUGACGGGCGCCGUGCUCGACAGCGCGGGAGGCCCCGGGCCCCACCUGCAGAGCAGCUCUAACGUAGAAGCAAGGCCCCGCCAGGAGACGCUGGGGCCCGAACGGCCGGAGCGCGCUUCCCCCUCGGUGAAGUGAGCAACGGGAGACCCUCACCGCCGGAUGAGAAUUCCUGACGCCCGAAGGCACGGGUGAUUCGCACCUCCCCUCGGUCAGAUCCGAGCUUCUGCUUAAACCAGCAGGAGCGAGUCGGGGAGAGGCCGUGGGCCAGCGGCCCGGCCGCCCGGGACUGGGCCUGGGGCCCGGUCAGCUCUGCCCGCCUGGACCCUGCCGUCGUGCGGCGGAUGGGAAAGCUCAGGCCAGGCUCCGGUUCCAAACAGAAAAACAGACCCUUUUUGAUUUGCAAAGUUACACAGGGCUCUUUUUGUUUUUCCUCCAGAUGUCUGGUUUUGGAGAAAGGAAGGUUGCUCUGAGGAGCCCAGUGAGAAUCUGAAACCGGAUUCCUCUGAGACCAGCUGGCCCUUAGUUCCUUUAUUUUAGUUGUGUUGAAAAUUUUCCCCCAAAUGUUAGCCAUUUGCUGCACCCACAGAAACAGGUUCUGAGGAUGCUGAUCCAAGGCAUCUUCAGGUCACGAAUGACACCCUUGGAGAGCCUGUCCCUUCGCGUCUCUGCUUGUGUUUUUCACUUAGAGGAGCCCGACGCCAGCGCUUGUGCGGACCUGCAGCUCCAGGGGUGGGGAGAGAGCCCCGGCCGUGCCUCUCGCCCCUCCGUCCUUGCCCGCCACCACCGCGAGGGAGAUGAGGCCAGGAGGGAGUGGCGUCUGCUGGGCGACGCUGGGGACGGGCCACGCUUGGUGUCUUUGGGCAGCUCGUGCGGUGCCGUUUAUUUGUACAGAAACAUUUUUGAAAAAUUCUUUUCAAUAAGAUGCAAAGUUCUCUCCAACUUUUCAACCUGAUGUGAUAAAAUAUUUGAUUUUGUUCUAGAUCUCCUUAGCUGUGAAUUGUUCAAAUGUGUCUGAUUCAGGAUAAAACGUAAAUGCGUGCUGUUAACAAUUUCUUGUGGAUUUCACUGUUUUGCCUUCAAAUAAAAACUUUUUUUAAAGAC
Molecule: messenger RNA, 6056 nt
Organism: Suricata suricatta (meerkat)
Lineage: Eukaryota; Metazoa; Chordata; Mammalia; Carnivora; Herpestidae
Gene: CHERP
Product: calcium homeostasis endoplasmic reticulum protein
Exons: 20
Coding region: 2014-4824 (936 amino acids)
Biological process (GO): intracellular calcium ion homeostasis; RNA processing
Cellular component (GO): perinuclear region of cytoplasm
Molecular function (GO): RNA binding
Source: RefSeq, a predicted model, not a curated record